ACUGCCUUACCUUACCUAAACCUCACUUCCCACUUCACCCCCCUCUCUUCUCUCUUCCCCGGCUGCACGUCACUUCUCCCCUUCUUUUUGUCUUCGUGUUGUUGAAGAGUCUCAGUGUAGUCCGAACUCAUCUUUAUCUCUGAUUUCGUUUUCUUCUAUUUUUCCCUUCUUACCCCAUAUCCAUCAUGUUCAAGCUCGCCCGCAGCAGCAGGCCCAUCGCGGCAGCUUUCAGAGCUGCGACGGGCCCUUCCAUCCCGUCUCGCCUGGGUCAGCAGCAGCGAAACCUAUCCAUCCACGAAUACCUGUCGGCAAACCUCCUCAAGUCGUAUGGCGUCGGUAUGCCCAAGGGAGAGGUCGCUCGCUCCGGCGAGGAAGCUGAGGCCAUUGCCAAGUCUAUCGGAAACGAUGAUAUGGUGAUCAAGGCCCAGGUUCUUGCUGGUGGUCGUGGCAAGGGUCACUUCGACAAUGGCCUGAAGGGUGGUGUGCGCGUCAUCUACUCGCCUACCGAAGCCAAGAUGUUCGCCGAGCAGAUGAUCGGCCACAAGCUCAUCACCAAGCAGACCGGCGCGGCUGGCCGUCUGUGCAACUCCGUCUACAUCUGCGAGCGCAAGUUCGCCCGCCGUGAAUUCUACCUUGCCAUCCUGAUGGACCGUGCAUCGCAAUCCCCCGUCAUCGUUGCCUCGUCGCAGGGCGGUAUGGACAUUGAGACGGUUGCCAAGGAGACCCCCGAGGCCAUCAUCACCACCCCCGUCGACAUCAACGUCGGCGUCACCGACGAGAUCACCACCAAGAUCGCCACCGACCUCGGUUUCUCCGAGCAGUGUAUCCCCGAGGCCAAGGAUACCAUCCAGAAGCUGUACAAGGUCUUCAUGGAGCGUGAUGCCACUCAGAUCGAGAUCAACCCUCUGUCGGAGACUUCGGACCACAAGGUCAUGGCCAUGGAUGCCAAGCUCGGCUUUGACGAGAACGCCGAGUUCCGCCAGAAGGAGGUGUUCUCGUGGAGGGACGUGACCCAGGAGGAUGCUGAUGAGGUCAAGGCUGCCGAGCAUGGCCUGAACUUCAUCAAGCUGGACGGUGACAUUGGAUGCUUGGUCAACGGUGCCGGUCUGGCCAUGGCCACCAUGGAUAUCAUCAAGCUCAACGGUGGUAGCCCCGCCAACUUCCUGGACGUCGGUGGCGGUGCCACCCCCGCGGCCAUCAAGUCGGCUUUCGACCUCAUCACCAGCGACCCCAAGGUCUCGGCGAUCUUCGUCAACAUCUUCGGCGGUAUCGUCCGCUGCGACGCCAUUGCCCAGGGUCUGAUCCACGUUGUGCAGGAGAUGGGUCUGAGCAUUCCCAUUGUCGCCCGUCUGCAGGGUACCAACAUGGAGCAAGCCCAGAAGCUGAUCAACGAGUCCGGCCUGAAGAUCUUCUCCAUCGACGACCUCCAGAGCGCCGCCGAGAAGUCCGUCCAGUUCUCCAAGGUCGUCAAGAUGGCCCGCGAGAUCGACGUGGGUGUGGAGUUCACCCUUGGAAUCUAGGCUUCGAGCUUUAUUCUAGUGUUUCCUACCCAGCGAUCCGUUACCGUGCCUCUUGCAUUGAACUUUUUAUACUGUUUUUUUUCUCUUCGCCAAUACUGAGAGGGCCAACAUGAUGGUCGGGAUGGAGUAGUUCGUGGGUCUAGCAGACCCCAUAGAUCCAUGAUACGAACAGUUCUGCUGUGCAGAGGAAUAAUUUGAUGAAGAGUGGAGAGUACUGGGUGGAGAGCGUUGAGUUGAAUCUGUACACUGUUGGAUGUGUCAAGAUAGCUGGAAUUAUUAUAGAGCAUUGAUUCUGUAUAUUGUUUUGCCAGGUGAUUCUUUCAUUUAUUUAUUUCCUUUCUCUUCCAACUUCCAAUGCAGGAUGCCAGACAGGAUAAUAAAAGCAUGUCAUUAU
Molecule: messenger RNA, 1914 nt
Organism: Aspergillus campestris IBT 28561
Lineage: Eukaryota; Fungi; Ascomycota; Eurotiomycetes; Eurotiales; Aspergillaceae
Product: succinate--CoA ligase (GDP-forming) subunit beta
Exons: 7
Coding region: 186-1520 (444 amino acids)
Biological process (GO): tricarboxylic acid cycle; succinyl-CoA metabolic process
Cellular component (GO): succinate-CoA ligase complex; mitochondrion
Molecular function (GO): succinate-CoA ligase (ADP-forming) activity; ATP binding
Source: RefSeq, a predicted model, not a curated record